AUUUGAGAGACUCCAUGGACAGAGGAGACUGUGACAAACACUCACCGAAAACUUGCCGGAACUUCGUCGAGCUAUCACGGAGAGGUUACUACGACAACGUUCUCUGUCACAGAAUCAUCAAGGAUUUCAUUGUGCAAGGUGGAGAUCCUACUGGAACUGGAAGAGGUGGCCAAUCCAUUUAUGGGUGAAGCUAGCUGAAGUAAUUGGAAGUUUCACAACACCAAGAAGAAUGGCUUUGUUCUGGUCUGACAAAAAUGACCUGUUGAUCGAGGCUACUACUCAGAUCAGAACGUUGCUUUGUGGUGAAAACAAAAGAAUGAAGGAAUCAUUCAAAGUGUGUUUCUGUUGUGUAAGAAGCUUCAAAGUGAAAACAAGCGAGCCACCUCAGGAAAUCAAGACACUCUUCGAGGAUUACUCCGGAGACGGCAGGAUGUCUGUAGAUGAGAUGCUCAGGUUCGUCAUCCAAGUUCAAGGAGAAAAACACGCUGAUUCAAACUACGUGAAGGAUAUUUUCCACAGGCUCAAACAUCACGGCGUUUUCCACCCUCGUGGGAUCCAUCUUGAAGGAUUCUACCGUUAUCUCCUAAGCGAUUUCAACUCUCCGUUGCCUCCUUCAGGCGAGGUUUGGCAAGAUAUGAAUCAGCCUUUGUCUCAUUACUUCUUGUACACGGGACAUAACUCUUACUUGACUGGGAAUCAACUCAACAGUAGAAGCAGCACAGGACCGAUUGUGAAAGCACUUAGAAGUGGAGUUCGUGUCAUCGAGCUUGAUUUAUGGCCUAACUCUUCUGGAACCGAAGCGGAAGUUCGUCAUGGCGGGACGUUAACAAGUACAGAAGAUCUGCAGAAAUGUCUUAACGCUGUAAAGGAGAACGCCUUUGCGGUAUCUGAGUAUCCUGUUGUACUUACCUUAGAAGAUCAUUUGCCUCCAGAUCUUCAGAAGAAAGUCGCUAAGAUGGUGAGUAAGACUUUUGGAGGAACAUUGUUUCGAUGUACGGAUGAAUAUAAAGAGCGUUUUCCUUCACCAGAAGCACUCAAGAACAAGAUCUUGAUCUCAACAAAGCCACCAAAAGAGUAUCUUCAGACCCAAGUCUCUCAAAGUGCAACAACAGAUGAAUCCGUAAAAGCUAAAAAAGUUGCAGAUGCAGAAGAACUGAUUCAAGAAGAAGAUGAGGAGACUGUAGCGAUAGAAUACAGAGACUUGAUCUCAAUUCACGCUGGGAACCGCAAAGGAGGGUUAAAGAACUGCUUGAACGGGGAUCCUAACCGAGUCAUACGGUUAAGCAUGAGCGAGCAGUGGCUAGAAACUCUGGCUAAAAACCGUGGAUCCGAUUUAGUGAAGUUCACGCAAAGGAAUAUUCUAAGGAUAUUUCCCAAGACUACACGUUUUGACUCAUCAAACUAUGAUCCACUCGUUGGAUGGAUUCAUGGUGCCCAAAUGGUUGCCUUCAAUAUGCAAAGUCAUGGGAGGUUCUUGUGGAUGAUGCAAGGAAUGUUUAAAGCCAAUGGUGGUUGUGGCUAUGUUAAAAAGCCUGAUGUUUUGCUCUCCAAUGGUCUUGGAGGUGAAAGUUUUGACCCUUCCAGUAAAAGUCUCCAGAUCAAGACAGUACUUAAGGUAAAGAUCUACAAUGGAGAAGGAUGGAAUCUGGAUUUUCCUCAAGAUUAUUUUGAUAGAUACUCUCCUCCUGAUUUCUACGCAAAGAUCGGAAUCGCAGGGAUACCUUUAGACACAACGAGUUACAGAACAGAAACAGACACAGACGAAUGGUUUCCAGUUUGGGACAAAGAGUUCGAGUUCCCAUUGCGUGUUCCCGAGUUAGCGCUUUUGUAUAUCACAGUCAAAGACUACGACAGUAACACUCAGAACGAUUUUGCCGGACAGACAUGUCUUCCGUUGUCGGAGAUCAGGCCCGGAAUUCGUGCCGUCCGGCUCCAUGAUCGUGCCGGAGAGGUCUUGAAGCACGCGAGACUGCUCGUGCGGUUUGUCUUGGAGCCUCGUUAGACGUUUUGUUGAUGUUACGUCAAUAAAUGAAGUGUCCUACUAAGCCACAGGAUAAGUAGAAAUGAAAAAAAAAAACAAUUGAUUAAAGAUCAGUAAAUUUGUAAAAUGUGUGAUUAUUGUUUUAAAAAUCUGUUCAAGUUGAUAAUAAAAUUUGUUUUAAGCAGUCGAUGUGGUCCACUAACCACUAAUACCAAUUGAUUUCAUUGUGGCAACUCACUAAAGCAAAGUUGUAUUAUGACAAUAAUAUUGAAGAUUCAUAGUAAAGCAGAUUGCUUAAUUAUGACAACUAUCACUAAGUCCUAAAGCAAUUGCUUUUGUUAUGUUAUAAAACAAUUUUUAAAAGACUAGUUUAAAAAUUACAUUUUUCCCAAUAGAAAAACCAGUAGGUUCAUCGUUGAAUGGUUGUAAAAUGUAAAGUGACACAAAGAAUUACUAAUAAAUUCUCUAAAUUCAUCAUGCCAGCUCAAAAUUAUUUGAGACUAUCAAAAAGAAUAUUCGGCUUUUUGUAUGUUAGCUUUUCUUUUGUUUUGAGUCUUUUUUUCCUUUCUAUGUUUUAUUGACGAUAUAUUCAUGUGGAUAUUUCCUGCAGGUCUGGCUCGGAUGCCUAAAUCGAACUAAAACAAAAACGAUUCAUUUUAUAUUUUAAUCAAAAAUCGAUAUAUAAAUCAAACCCAAUCCAAAUAGAAACAAAAACUGACCAUGCCAAAAAAAAACUAAGCAGAACAAAUCCCAAAAAUGCAUCUAAAAAUAAUGAUAUCUCAAUUUCUAUAAAUGAAUGUUUUUAAAUUCGAUCCGAACAUUGGAUCAGAUUAUUUUAUGGAUCACCGGAUCGCUAGGUAGAUCAUAAUUGAACCACAAAGCAAUAUACUUUAUGGGUCAUUAGUUAUUUGAUCGAUGUAGUUAAAUUGCGGAUCAAUAAAUUAUAAUAUAUAGUUAUAUACUCCCUCUGUUUUUAAUUAUAAGUAAUUUUACUUAAAAGCACAAAUAUUUAGAAAGUUGUUAUCUAAAAAAAUAUAUCAUUUAAUCAAUUAAUUCAACCAAUUAUAAAAAGCUUAAUAUUAUUUUAUUGGUCACACAAUAUCCAAUAAAUGAAAAAGGUGCAUUGAAAUAUGUAAACUACUUAUAUUGUGAAACAAACUCUUUUUGCUAAAACUACCUACAUUUAAAAAUAGAGGGAGUA
Molecule: messenger RNA, 3182 nt
Organism: Brassica napus (rape)
Lineage: Eukaryota; Viridiplantae; Streptophyta; Magnoliopsida; Brassicales; Brassicaceae
Product: phosphoinositide phospholipase C 1
Exons: 12
Coding region: 230-2002 (590 amino acids)
Biological process (GO): phosphatidylinositol-mediated signaling; lipid metabolic process
Molecular function (GO): phosphatidylinositol-4,5-bisphosphate phospholipase C activity
Source: RefSeq, a predicted model, not a curated record